UCCCUGCGACUAUUGCUGUCGCGAGUAGGCGUAAAGCAGAGAUGGCGCCUUCUCCAACAAAGAGGAAGGAGGAUGACAAAAGUAAACAGCGUGGUAAGGAGAAGUCAGAAACCAAAAAAGAGGGAACUGACAAAGACCGGGGCCGAGAGAAGAACCGAACCCGUCGCAGUGCUUCCAGUGGGAGCAGCAGGUCCAGCUCGAGCUCCAGCAGCAGCUCAGGUUCCAGCUCCGGAUCCUCCAGCGGCUCCAGCUCUUCAGCGUCCAGCCACUCGGGCUCCUCCAGCUCCCGCUCCUCUUCCUCCUCCUCGUCAUCGUCCUCGCCGAGCCCCAGCCGCCAACGCCACAACAACAGACGGCGCUCACGCUCAAAAUCAAAAUCAGCAAAGAAGGACGACAGAGAUCGACGGCGUAGGAGCCCCACACCCAAACCUACCAAGGUCUACCUGGGCCGGCUCACCAGAAACGUCAUCAAGGAACACAUCCAGGAGAUCUUCUCCACCUACGGCAAGAUCAAGAUGAUCGACAUGCCCAUGAACCGCAUCCACCCUCAUCUGUCCAAGGGCUACGCUUACGUAGAGUUUGAAACCCCCGAGGAGGCGGAGAAGGCCCUGAAACACAUGGAUGGAGGUCAGAUUGACGGACAGGAAAUCACAGUUACUGCCGUGCUGACUCCCACGGUGCGCCCCCCACCUCGCAGGCUGUCCCCUCCCCGCAGAAUGCCUCCCCCGCCCCCGAUGUGGCGGCGGACUCCCCCACGAAUGAGGAGAAGGUCUCGGUCUCCUCGGCGACGCUCUCCAGUGCGGCGCAGGUCUCGAUCGCCCGGCCGCCGCCGUCACCGGUCGCGCUCCAGUUCCAACUCCUCCCGCUAGAGAUCUGGAAACUCCCCGUCUUCCCCUCUCCAUCUGCUCCUCUGUUUUGUCUUUUUUUUUUUUUUUUUUCAGUGGGACAAAACAAACAGGAAAGAAAAUUCUGUGCUGUUACCUCAUUCAGUGAUGAGAACACAAAUACUGGAAAUAUUACUCACCCAGUAAAUAAUUUUGGCCAGUGUGGGCAUGAAAACAAUGUGAAUCUUAUCUCUCAGUCACCGGAUCUCAAAAGAUUUUGAAGCAACAGGUUAGACAGCGUUCUCCACCACCGUCAUCAAAACAAAAAAUGAAGGAGUAUCUCUGUCUCUGAAUCAAUGCCAAGGUGCACUGAAGCUGUUCUGGCACUUAAUGUUGGUUUCACCUUUAAUUUAUCACCUCUCUGUAUAUAUAAAAUCGUAAAACCAACACUAAAAUAUGUUUUAUUUCUAAAUAAAUUAAAAGACAAGAUAUUUUCCAGACAGCCAUUGUUUCCAGUGUAGCUUAAUUUUCUAAUGAACACUAUAACAGUAAACUCCAUCACUGUUGCUGACCCCUGCUGUAGGAAGUGAAAGUGGUUCCUCUGGAGACACGACUGUUUUGCAGAUAAAUAGAGAUUUCUCACUCUGCACUAAGUAUCUGCCGAGAAUAAGUAUGACUUCAGGAAAGUUUUAGCUGAAACAGCAAAUUAUCAGUGAGGAUUUUAGCGAGUAGGUGUAGCCCAAUGAAUAGACUUCUGAGGACACUGAUGUCAGUAUUUAGGAAUAUAUAGCACCGAAUACACACACGAUCCUUUCGUUUUUUCCCCCUUUUUUACUAAGAAAGGACAUUUUACUGUGAAAAUAAACCUGUUACACGCGCAGUUUUUAGUGAGCUACUAUUGGCCUGCUCGACUUAUCGCUCUACCUCCUGCUUUGGUGUUAUUUUGUGGAUUGUGCACACUAUUUGACUUAAAUCUACUACUGUGUCUA
This is a messenger RNA of Stegastes partitus (bicolor damselfish), 1813 nucleotides long. RefSeq names its product RNA-binding protein with serine-rich domain 1-B-like. NCBI's taxonomy places the organism in Eukaryota, Metazoa, Chordata, Actinopteri, Pomacentridae. Gene Ontology annotation, molecular function: RNA binding. The record is from RefSeq and is a predicted model, not a curated record. Gene Ontology annotation, cellular component: cytoplasm; ASAP complex; nucleoplasm. The transcript is spliced from 7 exons. Bases 42 to 869 code for a protein of 275 amino acids. Gene Ontology annotation, biological process: mRNA splicing, via spliceosome.